This is a messenger RNA of Chlorella variabilis, 2376 nucleotides long. RefSeq lists its product as hypothetical. NCBI's taxonomy places the organism in Eukaryota, Viridiplantae, Chlorophyta, Trebouxiophyceae, Chlorellales, Chlorellaceae. The record is from RefSeq and is a predicted model, not a curated record. The transcript has 5 exons. The coding region runs from base 1 to 2376 and encodes 791 amino acids.
AUGGGGGACAGCGAGGAGCAGGGGGAGAGCUCUGACCCGUCGCCCCAGACGCUGCCGGGCCAGGAAGCCCCUCCAUCGCGGAAGAUCAAGUCUGGCUCGGCCAACAGCCGCAAGCACCACCUGCUCAAGUAUGAGUUGACGAGCGAGGCCAAGGAGGCCGCCAGGGCCCAUUUCGGCGACAUCCCCGCCGAGGAGGCGGGCAUGGCUGUCUGGGACCUCCAGCAACGCGAGCUGAGGGAGCUCUUCAUCAAGGUCUACAAGACUCGCACCGUCAGCUGCAACAACAAAUGGAUGCGCGGCAAGCUGCUGCUAGCCAUCGGCCUGGACACGCGGUGGGAGCCUGAGUGGAUGCAGCAGCGGGAGGCGCCGCAGCCCAAGGCCGUGGCGGCGGUGGCCGACGGCGGCGAUGCCGCCGCGCCACCAAUGCUGGGGAGCAACGGGCGGCCGAUGCGGCGCGCGGCGGCCGCCGCCACGCGCCGCUGGGGCGACAGCGACGCCGAUGGCGAGUCUGGCGAUGGCCUGAGCGACAGCGAGGGCAAGCCGGCGAAGCGGGCGAGCGGCAAGCGGAGGGAGCACGGUGGCAAGGAGGCGCUUGCUCAGGAUGGCGCCGGGGCGGGCCCCAAGCGCCCGAGGCAGGCCUUCCCUGAGACAAUUGGCGGCGAGAGCUUUGCGCACCUGGGGCCGACCGGCGGCUACGGCCCGCCGGCGCCGCGCAUGGCGCCGACCGCGGUCGUGGCCGCGCCGCCGAUGUCCCUGGUGGUGCCGGCCGGCCAGGGCGGCAGCGGCGCGGGCGCGGCGCAGGUGCCUGCGGCAAUGGGGGAGCGGGGGCAGCCCGUCCCGCUGCCGCCCUGGCUGCAGCAGCAGAUAGAGGCUGCGUUGGCGGAGCAAGCGGCGGCAGCACAGCACCGCCAGCAGCAGCAGCAGCAGCAGCAGCAGCAGUGGGGGCCGCAGGCGUACUCCCACCUCGGCCUGGGGCCCGCAGCCGCAGCAGCCCUGGCGGCCGCUGCGGGCCCCCCGCAGCCACCCUCGCAGACGGGCCAGCCCGCCAUCCUAGUGUGGCAGCCAGAUGGGCGCACCACGCUGGACCCCUCGGCAGCGCCACCGCCCGCGGCCCCGCAGCAAUGGGCCAGCCUGGGGCCCUCGGCAGCUGCCCCUCCCCAGCAGCGCAGCGGCCUGCAGCUGCCGCCGGGCUGGGGCCCGCCGCCGGCAAGCAGCACCGCGUGGCAGCAGGCUCAGCAGCAGGCCCAGGUGCAGCAGCAGCUGCUGCACCAGCAGCACCAGCAGCAGCUGCAGCAGGCGCAGCAGCUGGCGGCGCUGCAGGCCUGGGGCGGCCAGCAGCCUGUGCACCCGACCCUCGCCUCGAUGCAGGCGCUGCUGCUGCAGCAGCAGCAGCAGCAGGCGCCUCAGUCGCCCGGCGCCGCGUGGCACCAAGCCCAACAGCACAUGCCGCCGCUGCAGCAGAUUAGCACCGGCCUGGGGCAGCUGCAGCAGCUGAGCACUGGCCUGGGGCAGCUGCAGGCGCUGAGCACCGGGCUGGGGCAGCUGCAGGCGCUGAGCAGCACCGAGCUGCUGCUGCGCCAGCUGCAGCAGCAGCAGGCGGCGGACGGCGAGCAGGCGCGGGCGGCGCCGCCCCCCCGCUCCUUCCUGCAGCUUUACGAGGACCAGCAGCGGCAGUACCAGGCCAAGCAGCAGCAGUUUGAGCAGCUGGCGCAGCAGCAGCAGCAGCAGGAGGGCCUGGCCGGGGCGCAGCCGCCGCAGCGCCUGGUGGCACCCACCGCGCAGCGCCCCGCUGCCACCAUGUUCCUGGUCGGCGGCAGCCGCCCGCAGCAGGCGGCGCAGCAGGCGGCGCAGCAGCCACAGGCGGCGGCGCCCACGCCACAGCAGGCGCCGGGGCCGGCGGGCCCCGAGCCUCCCUCCCAGCUGCAGCGCGCGGUGUCGGGCCCCGUGUCGGCCUGUGACCUUGCCUCCGCCUGCGGUCCCCGCCAGGUGCACCCCAGCCCCUUUGCCAACGACGCGCUGGCCGUCGGCUCGCCGCAGGCGGCGGCGGCGGAGCCGCGGCCGGGGCCGCCGGCCAACCCGUUUGCAGCCAAGGCGGCGGCGCCGGCAGCGGCGCCGCCGCCCGAGCCCCCGCUGGCGCCGCCCAGCAAGCAGCCCACGGUGUCGCCGCUGGCGCUGCCACGCAAGCUGCCCAGCGGGCACCAGCUGUCGUUCGACCUGCUGGGGCUGCCCUCGCUGUCGCUGGCUGGCCACAUGGGGGCGCUGCCCACAGUCAGCCACGACCUCCAGUCCUUGUUCCAAGCUUGGGAGGAGGGCCGCGUGUCGCUGAGCCUGGGCCCCGGCCAGUCGAGCGGCGCCGUGCCCGCCGCCGCCCCCUGA